Molecule: messenger RNA, 3545 nt
Organism: Lynx canadensis (Canada lynx)
Lineage: Eukaryota; Metazoa; Chordata; Mammalia; Carnivora; Felidae
Gene: UNC5A
Product: unc-5 netrin receptor A
Exons: 15
Coding region: 1-2529 (842 amino acids)
Biological process (GO): anterior/posterior axon guidance; netrin-activated signaling pathway
Cellular component (GO): membrane
Molecular function (GO): netrin receptor activity; protein binding
Source: RefSeq, a predicted model, not a curated record
AUGGCCGUCCGGCCCGGCCUGUGGCCAGCGCUCCUGGGCAUAGUCCUCGCCGCCUGGCUCCACGGCACGGGUGCCCAACAGAGUGCCACGGUGGCCAACCCAGUACCCGGCGCCAACCCAGACCUGCUUCCUCACUUCCUGGUGGAGCCCGAGGAUGUAUACAUCGUCAAGAACAAGCCGGUGCUGCUGGUGUGCAAGGCCAUGCCUGCCACGCAGAUCUUCUUCAAGUGCAACGGGGAGUGGGUACGCCAGGUGGACCAUGUGAUAGAGCGCAGCACGGACGACAGCAGCGGGCUGCCCGCCAUGGAGGUCCGCAUCAAUGUCUCGAGGCAGCAGGUGGAAAAGGUGUUUGGGCUGGAGGAGUACUGGUGCCAGUGUGUGGCGUGGAGCUCCUCGGGCACCACCAAGAGUCAGAAGGCCUACAUCCGCAUUGCCUAUUUGCGCAAGAACUUCGAGCAGGAGCCGCUGGCCAAGGAGGUGUCCCUGGAGCAGGGCAUCGUGCUACCCUGCCGCCCACCAGAGGGCAUCCCCCCGGCUGAGGUGGAGUGGCUCCGGAACGAGGACCUGGUGGACCCGUCCCUGGACCCCAAUGUGUACAUCACAAGGGAGCACAGCCUGGUGGUGCGACAGGCCCGCCUGGCCGACACGGCCAACUACACCUGCGUGGCCAAGAACAUCGUAGCGCGUCGCCGCAGCGCCUCGGCUGCUGUCAUCGUCUACGUCGAUGGCAGCUGGAGCCCGUGGAGCAAGUGGUCGGCUUGUGGGCUCGACUGCACCCACUGGCGGAGUCGUGAGUGUUCUGACCCAGCUCCCCGCAAUGGAGGCGAGGAGUGCCGGGGCACUGACCUGGACACCCGAAAUUGUACCAGCGACCUCUGCGUGCACACUGCUUCCGGGCCCGAGGACGUGGCCCUCUACGUGGGCCUAAUUGCUGUGGCUGUGUGCCUCCUCCUGCUGCUGCUCGUCCUCAUCCUUGUUUAUUGCCGCAAGAAGGAAGGGCUAGACUCAGAUGUGGCUGACUCGUCCAUACUCACCUCAGGCUUCCAGCCUGUCAGCAUCAAGCCCAGCAAAGCAGACAAUCCCCACCUGCUCACCAUCCAGCCAGACCUCAGCACCACCACCACCACCUGCCAGGGCAGUCUGUGUCCCCGGCAGGACGGGCCAAGCCCCAAGUUCCAGCUCGCCAAUGGGCACCUGCUCAGCCCGCUGGGUGGUGGGCGCCACACGCUGCACCACAGCUCACCCACCUCUGAGGCCGAGGACUUCGUCUCCCGCCUCUCUACCCAGAACUACUUCCGCUCCCUGCCCCGCGGCACCAGCAACAUGACCUACGGGACCUUCAACUUCCUCGGGGGACGGCUGAUGAUCCCUAAUACAGGGAUCAGCCUCCUCAUCCCCCCAGAUGCCAUACCCCGAGGAAAGAUCUACGAGAUCUACCUCACGCUGCACAAGCCGGAGGACGUGAGGUUGCCCCUAGCUGGCUGCCAGACCCUGCUGAGUCCCAUCGUUAGCUGCGGGCCCCCUGGAGUCCUGCUCACCCGGCCCGUCAUCCUCGCCAUGGACCACUGUGGGGAGCCCUGCCCGGAGAGCUGGAGCCUGCGCCUCAAAAAGCAGUCCUGUGAGGGCAGCUGGGAGGAUGUGCUGCACCUGGGUGAGGAGGCACCCUCCCAUCUCUACUACUGCCAGCUGGAGGCCGGCGCCUGCUAUGUCUUCACCGAGCAGCUGGGCCGCUUUGCCCUGGUGGGAGAGGCCCUCAGCGUGGCCGCGACCAAGCGCCUCAAGCUGCUCCUGUUUGCCCCCGUGGCCUGCACCUCCCUUGAAUACAACAUCCGAGUCUACUGCCUACAUGAUACCCACGACGCACUCAAGGAGGUGGUACAGCUGGAGAAGCAGCUGGGAGGACAGCUGAUCCAGGAACCUCGAGUCCUUCACUUCAAGGACAGUUACCACAACCUACGCUUGUCCAUCCACGAUGUGCCCAGCUCCCUGUGGAAGAGCAAGCUCCUCGUCAGCUACCAGGAGAUCCCCUUCUAUCACAUCUGGAAUGGCACGCAGCAGUACCUGCACUGCACCUUCACCUUGGAGCGCGUCAGCCCCAGCACCAGUGAUCUGGCCUGCAAGGUGUGGGUGUGGCAGGUGGAAGGCGAUGGGCAGAGCUUCAAUAUCAACUUCAACAUCACCAAGGACACGAGAUUUGCUGAGCUGCUGGCUCUGGAGAGUGAAGGGGGGGUCCCAGCCCUAGUGGGCCCCAGUGCCUUCAAGAUCCCCUUCCUCAUUCGGCAGAAGAUCAUUACCAGCCUUGACCCACCCUGUAGCCGUGGUGCCGACUGGCGGACUCUGGCGCAGAAACUCCACCUGGACAGCCAUCUCAGCUUCUUUGCCUCCAAGCCCAGCCCCACAGCCAUGAUCCUCAACCUGUGGGAGGCGCGGCACUUCCCCAACGGCAACCUCAGCCAGCUGGCUGCAGCAGUAGCCGGACUGGGCCAGCCAGACGCUGGCCUCUUCACGGUGUCAGAGGCGGAGUGCUGAGGCCAGCCAGGCCUACAACGCCUACACUCUCACCAGCUUUGGCACCCACCAGGGACGGACAGAUGCCAGACGGGGCCCUUCCCCCAUGCUCAGGGGGAGCUGUGUGGACAGGCCCCCUCCUGGCAGACACUGUCCCUUAACACUGGCCCUUCAGACCCUGCCUACACUUCUGCCCCUCCAAGGCCUGCCUGGCCAGGCUGGCACUGCCACCUGCUCUGACCAUGCCCUGGCCUCUGGGGCCCACCCAGGGUGGACAGUGCCUAGGGCCCAAGCCAGGCCCAGCCCAUCUGUGUGUGUGUAUGUGCGUGUGAUGCUACCUCUCCUCCUGCCCCUGGCCAGGAGGCCGCAUACACACGGGCAUGCGCGCACACGCUGGGCUCGGGACAUGGCCCCCAGAGCUCCUGCCUGAGCUGGACCUUAUGCAAACAUUUCUGUGCCUGCCAGGUAGGGGCACAUCUGAGGGGCCUGGCUUCAAGCCUGUUAGAUUGAGGGCCACAGCUGGACAAGGGGCGGCCCCUGGGUUCAGGCACACGACCACCGCACGGGCAUGUGCCCAUGCAUGUCUCGUGUUCUCAUCUCACAUACUCCCCCUCUCUCUCACACACACACACACACACACGCUCAUCUCAUGCUGUACACCUGGAGGCAACUCACGUCUCUCACACCCAGUAUCAGUCCACAUUUGCCUCUCACAUGCUGCCCUUCUCCCACCCACCCAGGGACACCCAAUGGCUCCUCCCUGAUCCUCCCCCUACCCCCAGCCUGGAGGAGCCCUGCCCAACAGGGCAUGUGAAUAUGCAAUGGGAGUCCCGGGCUGGACAAUGGCAAGUGUGCGUGCCGUGGCGUGCCCGCUCCUGGGGCUGGCCGGUUCCCCCAUGCGGGGUCUGUUGUGUGAAGCUCGUGCCCUGACUCUGUCUUAAGUGCAUUCGUGCACUUACACUUGGCCUUAUGUACACAGCCUUGCCCGGCCACCGGGGUGCGUAGGGAUUUUAGCGGACGUGAAUGUAAAUAAAUUA